AUGGCAGCGCACAGGAUUUGGAUAUUAUUUGGAGUUGCAACUACUCUCGGGACAUUACUGGUUCAGGUGCAGUGUAAUGAGGAGUCGCAUCUGAUCGGUGACUUGUUCAAAAGUUACAACAAGAAUAUUCGCCCAGUGGUUCAUCCUGAAGACAAGGUGCAGGUCCAGAUCAAGCUGACCCUCACCAACCUUAUCUCUCUGAAUGAAAAGGAGGAGACUCUGACGACCAAUGUGUGGAUUGAGAUUCAAUGGACUGAUUAUCGCCUUGCUUGGAACAUAUCUGAAUAUUAUGGAAUCGAACUCAUUCGUGUCCCAUGCAACACUGUUUGGCUUCCUGACAUUGUCCUUGAGAACAACAUUGAUGGCAAGUUUGAUGUGGCUUACUAUGCCAAUGUGUUGAUCGGCAGCAGUGGUUGGAUGUACUGGCUGCCUCCUGCUAUCUACCGCAGCACUUGUGCCAUUGAGAUCACCUUCUUCCCGUUUGAUUAUCAAAACUGCACACUAGCAUUCAGAUCCCAGACAUACAGUGCCAAUGAAGUUGAUCUCAUCUUAGCUGUCAGUGAAACAGAUGAAACUAUUGAGUGGGUGGACAUCGACCCUGCGGCUUUCACAGAGAAUGGUGAGUGGGCCAUCGUCCAUCGUCCAGCCAGGAAGAUGAUCAACACACGGUAUUCCCCUGAUGACCUAGAGUAUCAGGAGAUCACGUUCAAUCUGAUCAUCCAAAGGAAGCCCCUCUUCUAUGUCAUCAAUGUCAUCCUGCCUUGCUCCCUCAUCUCCUCAUUGGUGGUACUGGCCUACUUCCUACCUGCACAAGCUGGGGGACAAAAGUUGACUGUGUCCAUCUCUGUCCUGCUGGCUCAGACUGUUUUCCUCUUUCUUAUUGCUCAGAAGAUCCCUGAGACGUCGCUCUCUGUCCCUCUCAUCGGCAAGUACCUGAUCUUUGUUAUGUGUGUCACUACUCUCAUUGCUACUAAUCAAAUUGUGGUGCUGAACUUCUCCCUGCGUAGCCCCAACACUCAUACCAUGUCUCAUACCAUCAAACAUGUGUUCCUGGAAAUGGUACCUCGCUUCCUAGGCAUGUCCCCACUGGUGGAUGACAGUGAGGUGACAACAGAGGUAAACGGAGUGAGGGAGCGGCGGCGCAGCUCCUUUGGCCUCAUGCAGAGAGCUGAGGAAUACGUACUGAAACAACCUCGCAGUGAAAUGAUGUUUGACAAACAAAGGGAGAGACAUGGUCUCACACGAUCGAUUGUGGAUAAUAUAGAUGUCAGCAGCACAGCCAACCUGUAUAAGAGUUUGGCCCAAGCUGCUCCUGAAAUCAAGCAGUGUGUGGAUGCCUGCAAUUUCAUUGCUGAGAGUACAAGACAACAAAAUAACUUUGGAUCUGAAAUUGAAAGCUGGGUUCUGAUUGGGAAGAUGAUUGACAAGGUGUGUUUCUGGGCUGCCUUUCUCCUCUUCAUCAUCGGUACAGUGGGGAUCUUCUUAACAGGACACUUCAACCGGGCACCUGAAUUUCCAUUUCCUGGGCAGAGCAAAAAAUUUCUCCCGAGUUAA
Molecule: messenger RNA, 1554 nt
Organism: Micropterus dolomieu (smallmouth bass)
Lineage: Eukaryota; Metazoa; Chordata; Actinopteri; Centrarchiformes; Centrarchidae
Gene: chrne
Product: cholinergic receptor, nicotinic, epsilon
Exons: 12
Coding region: 1-1554 (517 amino acids)
Biological process (GO): signal transduction; chemical synaptic transmission; regulation of membrane potential
Cellular component (GO): synapse; neuron projection; postsynaptic membrane
Molecular function (GO): transmembrane signaling receptor activity; acetylcholine-gated monoatomic cation-selective channel activity
Source: RefSeq, a predicted model, not a curated record